Symbiodinium natans is the source of this 1098-nucleotide messenger RNA. Lineage: Eukaryota; Dinophyceae; Suessiales; Symbiodiniaceae. The record is from the annotation of a GenBank genome assembly.
AUGGAAGUCGCCGAAGAGGGAGUCGAACUCGGGGACCACCACUGCGCGCCGGGCUGCAGAGACGCCCGAGGCGAGCAUGCGGCGAAGACGGCUCCGCAGAAGGGAUACUUCUCUGAGGUUCCCGCACCCAUUUUGGGGGCGGCUCUUGGCUCGAUGACCUUCGGCCCGACGUGGAAGUUGUUUUUGCUUGCAGCCGAAGUGGACGCACCUCCGUAUGUGGGGGCACUGACGGCCUUUUUCUCCUGCCUGUCUGGCCUCUUCAUCUGCACCUACGCCAUGACCAUCCUCUUCUCCUUCCGGACGUUUCUGGAGCACGCCGGCCAGGUGGCCGGCCUCAGUAGCAUCUCGGCCGGCUCAAUGGCCAUCAUCAACUCUGGCCCUCUUGUGGCCGAGAAUGUGAGCCAGAAUUUCGGGGAGGCCCUCUGGACCAUGGGGCUGGUCCUCCAUCUCCUCAGUACCGUGGCCCUGCUUGUGUUCAGGCUGCGGCACCGCGGGAAGGAAGGCUUCAAGGAUGUCUUCAUUCCACCGCUCUUUGUGAGUACUGUGGGCAUCGGUGCGGCCGCGGCCACAUCCACAGGGGUGGGGAGUUCCCGUUGGUUGGCAGUCGCUUCAUUUUGGGCGGCCCUGGUCUGGUGCACCUUGCUCAUGCCCCUCGUGCUGUACCGUCUCUUCAAGCAUGGUCUGCCCUCUCCUGUGAUGGUUCCUGGGUGGAUGAUUCUGAUGGCGCCAAUCUACUUGUGUCUGGCAGGGCAGCUGGUGGUGUAUCCGGGGGAAUUCGGUUGGCUGGACCACAUUCUGCUUGGGGCAGGGGUCGCUGUGGCGAUCCCCUGCCAGUACAUCAUCGUGAAGACACUGGAGGGCCGGAAGUUCUUUCCAACCUGUGCUGCCUUUACCUUCCCUCAGAACAUCGGUGUGGUGGCCCUCAGCAGGUUCUACCUGGCGCACGGCUACCCCUUUGCCCUGGUUCUCGCCGGCCUGUCCAUGGCAAUGGCGACUCUACUCAACCUCCCGGUGUUUGGCUGGUUCUUCGUCCAGAUUGGCACCCGCAAGCUCUUUGUCCGAACGCCCACGAAGCCCCUGACCCCGGAGUGCAUCUGA